Messenger RNA from Kwoniella mangroviensis CBS 8507, 843 nucleotides. RefSeq lists its product as uncharacterized. Gene Ontology annotation, molecular function: superoxide-generating NAD(P)H oxidase activity. Bases 1 to 843 code for a protein of 280 amino acids. NCBI's taxonomy places the organism in Eukaryota, Fungi, Basidiomycota, Tremellomycetes, Tremellales, Cryptococcaceae. Gene Ontology annotation, cellular component: plasma membrane; NADPH oxidase complex. The record is from RefSeq and is a predicted model, not a curated record. Gene Ontology annotation, biological process: defense response; superoxide anion generation. The transcript has 2 exons.
AUGAACGGACCAUUUGGAGCUCCCGCACAGAGGUUUUACGAUUUCACGCAUACGAUUUUGGUAGGGAGCGGGAUUGGAGUGACACCUUUUGCGGGGAUAUUGGCCGGUUUACAGGCAAGGAAUGAUAGGUUACAUGGUAGAUCGGAAAAGGAGAAACAAGGUCCAGGCAAUGAUACUGGUGAGAAGACCAGUGCCAGGUCCAGUGCAAAUACGGGAAACAUUCUUGGUCGAACGCUCUCACGUACAUUCUCACGAGCUCGUUCGCGUAGUCGUCAGGAAUCCACCAUAUCACCUUACCCAUCGGAUUAUCGUCGAGUCGAAUUCCACUGGAUGGUAAGGGAUAAGAAUCAUCUGGGUUGGUUCUCAAACUUACUCAAUUCGAUAUAUCAAUCACAAGAAUAUCAUCAAUCACCUACACAACAUCAAUGCGUGCACCCUCAUUUGGACAUACGAUUACAAACUCAUGUUACGGCCAAACGUCAAUCGUUGACUACCCACAUUUACCGAUGGCUUUUGGAACUACAUCGAACGGAGGAGCACCCAUACUCGCCCUUGACGGGUCUUAUGAAUGGCAGUGCCUUUGGUAGACCUGACUUCAUCAAAAUUCUGGAUAGGCACUACGAAGAUAUGGUAGAGUACCAACGAACAACCACUCAGAUUGGAGAUGGAAACGAAUUUGGAUCAAAGUCAAAGCUGAAAGACAUUGUCAAAGUCGGAGUGUUCUUUUGUGGGGCGCCGAUGAUAGGUGAGAUAUUGGCUGAUAGAUGUAGAGCAUUGAAUAACAGGGGUGAAGAAGAGGGAGUGGGUGUAAGGUAUCAUUUCAUGAUAGAGGUUUUUGGCUGA